Molecule: messenger RNA, 1727 nt
Organism: Camellia sinensis
Lineage: Eukaryota; Viridiplantae; Streptophyta; Magnoliopsida; Ericales; Theaceae
Gene: COX10
Product: cytochrome c oxidase 10
Biological process (GO): heme A biosynthetic process
Cellular component (GO): mitochondrial membrane; mitochondrion
Molecular function (GO): protoheme IX farnesyltransferase activity
Source: RefSeq, a predicted model, not a curated record
GUCGCACGUGAGCCCCACCCCCGUGACGAUUGUACAUUCUGUGCACCAAACCGUCAUUGCUCAUGUGAACUCCUUCGAUCUGCUCUCUCUCUCUCUCUCUCUCUGCAAAUCUGCCAACCUGAAGAUGCUGAGAAACUCAGUGAGUUUCUCUUCCAAAGUCCUCACCUCCUCAAACCCUAACUCCAAAUCAACCUUUCUCUUCCCAGGCAUUUCCACCACCUACUAUGGCAUCGAGAGAUCACUCUCUCACUCCCAAUUCUAUUCUACCACCGCCACCUCAUCUUCUUCCUCCUCUCCCGAUUCUCUCAAACUAGGGUUUCCCAAACUCGAUCCUGUUCGAUCCUCGGGCUUCGCCUCUUCCGCCGCCGCAAUCGAUGCGUCUCCGUUGGCUGCUGCGUCGGUGUCGAGGGCUAGGGAUGUGGUGGACUUGGCUCGUCAUUACGGACGGUGUUAUUGGGAGCUCUCCAAGGCUCGCCUCAGCAUGCUUGUUGUUGCUACUUCUGGGACCGGAUAUGUUCUUGGGAGUGGCAAUGCCAUUGAUUAUGUGGGGCUCUGUUGCACCUGUGCUGGUACCAUGAUGGUUGCAGCAUCUGCUAACUCCUUAAAUCAGGUGUUUGAAAUAAAUAACGAUGCCAAGAUGAAGAGAACAAGGCAAAGACCACUGCCUUCAGGGCGUAUUACUGUACCUCAUGCAGUCAGCUGGGCAUCAUCCGUUGGUGCUGCUGGCACUGCUUUGUUGGCAUGCGAGGCUAAUAUGUUGGCAGCUGGGCUUGCAGCUUCUAAUCUGUUUUUAUAUGCAUUUGUAUACACUCCUUUAAAGCAAAUACACCCAGUAAAUACAUGGGUUGGAGCUGUUGUUGGUGCUAUUCCUCCCCUUCUUGGGUGGGUUGCGGCUUCUGGUCAAGUUACACUCAAUGGAAUGAUUCUCCCAGCUGCCCUCUAUUUUUGGCAAAUACCUCAUUUCAUGGCCCUUGCAUACUUGUGUCGUGACGAUUAUGCUGCUGGAGGGUUUAGGAUGUUCUCUCUUGCUGAUGCUUCUGGCCGAAGAACUGCAUUGGUGGCUUUGAGGAACUGCCUGUAUCUAAUUCCUUUGGGAUACUUGGCCUGUGAUUGGGGUAUAACUUCUGGAUGGUUUUGUCUUGAAUCAACACUCCUUGCUUUUGCAAUCAGUGGAACAGCACUCUCAUUUUACCUAAACCGGACAACAAAGAACGCUAGAAGAAUGUUCCAUGCUAGCCUUCUGUAUCUUCCUGUAUUCAUGUCUGGGAUGUUGUUACAUCGGCUUCCUGAUAACCAGCAGUUACUCGGGGAAGAAAAUUCAGAGGGAAUUACCAUACAGUUGUCUUCCUCAGAAACUCUGGUACAAGAGAUUGAAAUUGCGAACUGUGAAAAAAAGGCGAAACAUUCAGGUGUAUGUGCUCAAGCACAGCCGCCCGUAGCAUAUGCUUCUGUUGCGCCGUUUCCGUUCUUGCCAGCUCCUACAUAUGCUAUGCCUUGAUAUAGUUUACAGAUUUUACUCCUCAAUAAUGAUGGAAAAGCCAUUUUGUAUGUUCACUAUGUUUGAAAAUGCCAUUUGCUGCAUUUACAUGUUUUUUUACCUGAUCUGGGUUCAAAUAAGUGGUGUUUAAUUUGUUGAUUUUGUUAGCUUUCAAGUUGUAUCAGUUGUAUGGAACCAGUUCAAUUGAGUUAUAUAGUGAGAAGAUACUGCAUUUGACUAUUUCAACAUA